Molecule: messenger RNA, 228 nt
Organism: Fonsecaea pedrosoi CBS 271.37
Lineage: Eukaryota; Fungi; Ascomycota; Eurotiomycetes; Chaetothyriales; Herpotrichiellaceae
Exons: 2
Coding region: 1-228 (75 amino acids)
Molecular function (GO): catalytic activity
Source: RefSeq, a predicted model, not a curated record
AUGUACACGACCCUGUCGCCCUGCGACAUGUGCACGGGGGCCUGCAUCCUCUACAAGGUCGCGCGGGUCGUCGUGGGCGAGAACAAGACCUUCGUCGGCGGCGAGGACUACCUCAAGGCGCGGGGCGUCGAGGUCGUCGUGCUCGAGAACCGCGAGUGCAUGGAGCUGAUGAGGAGGUUUAUCGAGGAGAAGCCGAAUGUCUGGAACGAGGAUAUUGGGGAGCAAUAA